AUGGAGCCCUCGCAAGAACAAAUCCUACCCCGGGAAGAUGACGGCGCUCUGUCAGCUGUUUUCGACAACAAAAACCCUCCGCGUCUUGGGACAGACGUAGGCAUCCGUCUUCCGCUAAGUGCAAUGGCUGCAUUUGCUUCUGGGAUGGCUUUGGGAGCUUCUCACGGGAGCACAAAGGCCGCAUUUCGAUUUCGUGCGGAAAAUGCCCACCGAUUUCCUACCAGCUCUAGCGGAUGGUACCAGUACCACAAAAGCAAGAACUAUACAUCCAUGAUUGGAGGCUUGAAGGAGGGCACAAAGCUGGGAUUGAGGGUUGGAAUUGGUGCCGUGGCAUUCUGCAUAUUCGAAGAAACUGUUGAUCAUGCCCGUGGAAACCGUGAUUUUCUAUCCACAGUCACUGCCGGACUGUCCUUCUCUGGGGUUUACAGCUUGCUUGCCCGUCACGACAUUUAUACCGCAGCUCGAACGGCGAAGGUAGGACUCAAGCUCAGUCUGGCUUAUGGUCUACUCCAGGAUGUGUUCGCGUCAUUCCGAGGAUACCGACCGCAGUAUAUUCAAUUUGCAUUCAAUAUGUUCGGCAGGUCGAGCUCUUCUUAA
Microsporum canis CBS 113480 is the source of this 597-nucleotide messenger RNA. RefSeq lists its product as hypothetical. Bases 1 to 597 code for a protein of 198 amino acids. The transcript is spliced from 2 exons. NCBI's taxonomy places the organism in Eukaryota, Fungi, Ascomycota, Eurotiomycetes, Onygenales, Arthrodermataceae. The record is from RefSeq and is a predicted model, not a curated record.